Heterostelium album PN500 is the source of this 729-nucleotide messenger RNA. RefSeq names its product H-type lectin domain-containing protein. The record is from RefSeq and is a predicted model, not a curated record. Gene Ontology annotation, biological process: cell adhesion. Gene Ontology annotation, molecular function: carbohydrate binding. Bases 1 to 729 code for a protein of 242 amino acids. NCBI's taxonomy places the organism in Eukaryota, Evosea, Eumycetozoa, Acytosteliales, Acytosteliaceae. The transcript has a single exon.
AUGUCAAUCUGUGAAGACUCCUGGAAUGGCUGGACUCCUGCAGAUAAUGAUAGAUCUCCAACUGUUGUUGCUGGUUCCGACGAUAUCAAACAUUUCCAUGGAAUUGGAGUUAGAAUUCCCAGGGGUUAUGAUUACUUUAAUGAAACCAAUAACAAAAACUCUGGAUAUGUCACCCAACUCAAAGUAUCUCACUCAUUGAAUGGAAUCGAUUACAAAGAAUUUGGAAUCGUUGAGACUGGUCUUAAUCACACUACCUUUGACUAUUUCAAAAUUAUCUAUCUUUACAAUACCUACCAUAGUUCUGUCAAUGUCUAUGGUAGAAGUAUCAAAGUUCAACCAAUUAAAUGGGUUGGUGACAAGCCAUCUAUGAUUAUGGAAGUAAUUUAUUUCCCUAUCAAAUUGACUCAAUCAGGAACUGUUCGUUCAUUAGCUCCAAUUUUUUGGACACCAGCUGCAAAUGGUGUUGUCAGAGAGUUCAAACAAAAAGUAUCCUUUGAAUCUAGUUUCCUGGUUCCACCUAAAGUUGCUAUUUCACUCAAUACUCUUUCAAACAGCAAAGAAUCAUCGACAAUUGUUUCUCUUUCUGUUCAAAACGUAACCAGAUUCGAUUUCAUUGCCGUAUUUUCAUCAUGGGGAGAUUCUGUUAUUUGGGAUAUCAUUGGAACCUAUGUAGCAACUAUAGAUGAACAACUAUAUUAUCCUGAGGAACUUCCAACAACGAAUUGGUAA